GUGGAAGUUCCCUCGCAGAUACUCCUGCACUAUGUCAAUAAUCAAUAACUUUCUCUUCUCGAAUAGCCCAGCAUACUCUAUACGAUGGGGCUUGUUUGAGGAAUAUCAAUAUGAUCUAACAAUGGCAGCGUUGGAUAAUGUCCUCAAUUUUGGUUUACAAGCCAGCAGUCAACUUUACCAUAAGGUAAAGUCUUGGGGCGGUUUGGAAUUCAAUGUGGUGAGUCUUGGUGCAACAGAGAUGGGCUACUUUCCGGGGGACUGAGGCUGAACCUACAAUAAGACGCUGCCACCUGAGAUUGAGCUUAUUUAACCUCGUGUUUUGUGUGAAUUUACACUGCAACUGU
This is a messenger RNA of Babjeviella inositovora NRRL Y-12698, 344 nucleotides long. RefSeq lists its product as uncharacterized. NCBI's taxonomy places the organism in Eukaryota, Fungi, Ascomycota, Pichiomycetes, Serinales. Bases 32 to 262 code for a protein of 76 amino acids. The record is from RefSeq and is a predicted model, not a curated record. The transcript is spliced from 2 exons.